AUGGCAGCGUGUCGGAUGACGCUGGAGAAGGUGGUGCAGGUGGAGGGCGUGGAGGUCAGUCUCGACGCUCUGUGGACCACUCCCGAAGGCCACACCACCUUUGGUGCGGAGAAGGCCAAGGUCACGAUCCACGUGCGCAAGCGCGCCACCAGGCUCGUGGAGGCCCGGUCCACCCGCGUCCAGAUCAAGCGGACCCGGCAGUUCUUCGUCGAGCAGGAAAGCCACGACGCUACAAUGGGAACGGGGUGUCAGUUGGUGGCAUCGCCCUGGGCUCAGCACCUGAAGCCGUCGCCCACGCUCGCCAUCAAGGAGGUCGCCGACCAGCUCAAGCUAUCAGGCGUGGAGGUGUUCGACUUUGGCGUGGGCGAGAUGAACCCGUACGUCCCGGUGCCCCUCGCCCUGCGGCAGGCGAUCGCCGCCGCCCAGCUGGCCGAGUCCCACAGCCACUACACCGCCGCCUCCGGCGACAACUCACUGCUCGAGGCGCUGAGCGAGGACUUCCGCAGGUUCGGCAUGACCUACGCGCCGCACGAGAUCGUCGUCUGCCCAGGACCCAAGGACGCCAUCUUCAAGGCGUGUAUAGCGCUGGUCAACCCGGCAAUGCCCCGCAACAGGGUGGUUGCAUUUGCGCCGUCCUACGAAGCCUUCGAGAACGUGCCCCCGCUGACCACCGGCAAGCCCGCCAUCAUCUUGCCCACCGACGACCGCUUCUUCCCCAAAGUCGACGAGUUGGAGCGCCUGCUGGCCACGGACCCAACGAUCGCCAUCAUCAUCGUCAACUCGCCGAACAACCCCACGGGGGUGGUCUACCCCGCAUCCCUCAUCGCCGAUUUGGCCCAGGUGAUCGGCGAGUAUCCGCAGGUGGCGGUCAUCUCUGACGAGAGCUAUCGAACCGCCAUCUACAGUGACGAGCCCUACAGCAGCAUCGCGCACCACCUCCCGCUCCAGACGCUCGUCGUCGCCGGCAUCUCCAAGGAGCUGAGCUCCACCGGCCUUCGCCUGGGCUGGGUGGCGGGACCCGCGCAGAUCAUCCGAGUGAUCGCCAACGUGCACGGCAACGCCACGUCGUGCGUCAACCUGCCCGUGCAGGUCGGCCUCGCCCAGUUCCUGCGGUACCGACCAACCGACCACCCAAUCUACCAGAUUCAGCUGGCCCGACUGAAGGUCUCACAAACGCGCAGGGCCGAGCGGGACAUGGAGAGCCGCAAGGAGAUCAAGAGACAGCUGCAGCUGCGGCGCGACAUCGCCCUGGAGCUCUUCUCCUCGCUGCCUCACCUCAAACGCUGCAAGCUUACGGCGAGCCAGGGCGCGUUCUACUUGUUCCCCGACGUCACGGCCUUCCUCGACACCCGCGCGCCAUCGGUCGACGAGGCCGACGCGGCGGAGGUGAUUCGCACGGACAAGGAGCUGGCGCUGUACCUCCUGCGGGCGGCCAAGGUGGUGGCCAUCCCCGGCAGCCA
Acanthamoeba castellanii str. Neff is the source of this 1460-nucleotide messenger RNA. RefSeq names its product aminotransferase, class I/II superfamily protein. The annotation marks the transcript as partial. The transcript is spliced from 13 exons. Gene Ontology annotation, biological process: biosynthetic process. Lineage: Eukaryota; Discosea; Longamoebia; Acanthamoebidae. Gene Ontology annotation, molecular function: pyridoxal phosphate binding. The record is from RefSeq and is a predicted model, not a curated record.